Messenger RNA from Mustela erminea (ermine), 3294 nucleotides. RefSeq names its product 40S ribosomal protein S15a-like. Gene Ontology annotation, biological process: translation. Gene Ontology annotation, molecular function: structural constituent of ribosome. Lineage: Eukaryota; Metazoa; Chordata; Mammalia; Carnivora; Mustelidae. The coding region runs from base 2828 to 3256 and encodes 142 amino acids. Gene Ontology annotation, cellular component: ribosome; cytosolic small ribosomal subunit. The record is from RefSeq and is a predicted model, not a curated record. The transcript has a single exon.
CUGAGCCAAAGGCAUAUGUUUAACUCACCGAGCUACCCAGGUGCCCCUCAGACAUUUUUCUCUAGAAGUUUCUGAGUGUUUAGUCAGGCUUGGUGAUGAGUUGGGAAAGAAGUACAUUCUUCUGUCCCCUGAUGAGUGCAUUCAGCUCAGUAAGAAGAUCUACUUCUUAUGCCUUAUGCCUGCUACUCUAAUGAUACUUAUUUUUUCAGUUUUAGUUCUUUCACCAAUUGUAGUUAAAAGUUCUGUUGGGGGAGAGUAGCUUGUACAUGAGGUUUCAUUGACUUUUUUUCCCAUAAGUAUUGGAGAUGGUGGUAGGCAGAGUCAUGGCCCCCUGACGGUUUCAGAUCCUAAGCCCCAGAAUCUGUGUAUCCUUUAUGUUAUACGGCAAGAGGGAAUUAAGGUUGCUAAUCAGCUGAUGUUACCAUAUGGAGAUUAGCCUGGAUUGUCUGGUUGGACCCAGUGGAAAAGAGAAGCACAAGAGUCAGAACCAGAGAGUCAGAACUAACAGAGCUUUGAGUUUAAAAAACUCAAAGGACCAUUGCUGGCUUUGAAGAUGGAAGGGGGCCACGAGCCAAGGAAUGGAUGCAGUUUCUAGUAGCUGGAAAAGGCGAAACUAGAUUCUCCCGAGGGCCUCCAGAAAGGAAUGCAGCCCUGCUGACACUUGGAUUCUAGCCUAGCGCAAACCAUUUUGUACUUCUGACCUCCAGAAGUGUAAGAAAAUAAAUGCGUGUUGUUUAAGCCACUGAAUUUGUAGUAACCUGUUAAAGCACCAAAGGGAAACUAAUAGAGGUAUCAGAACACUUGGCAAAUUCCAUUCUGUUCCUUUGCCAGCCCCGGGAAAGUUGCUUAAUCUCAUGACUUACUGUUAGGGGCACAUCAGGUGUGGUGAGUGUUUACCUUUGGGGGGCUGUCCUAUUUUCCUGUUACCCUGUUUUACAAAGUGGCAAAAUUAGCCACUUUAGGAGCAGAGGGAGUUGACUCGAUAAUUCUAUACAUUUUUACACCUGGUCAGUGUUUAAAAGGCCAGUUCCAAGAUUUUAGCAAAAAACAGUCUAUGGAGCAAGUAGUGGCCCUUGGGCCUUUCCUGUCAGAGUUGCUGGACAGAAAUGCAGCUGCACCCCACAGAGUAGUUGUCACCACCCAGCAUUUGUCUGGGGGUAAGAGGAUAGCCCAGAUGUGGUGGAGAUAAUCACUUGUUGAGUUUUAACUACAGAUUUGCUUUAAUUUUUUAAAAUUAGCUCUUUGCUUAUCUAACAAUGUUAAUAUGCAUUCUCGGAGAGCAAGGAUACAUCUAGGCAAAGACUUCCCAAACUGUAACGCAUAAAUAAAAGAGAAUAUCAUUCAUCACAUCGUCUAUAGCAAGUAUCCAGAGGGUUGUAGGCCCCCCAGUAGGUGAUAUCUUGGAAUCAAAGUAUCAGUUAUUGGUAUUUAAAGAUAAUAGUUUUAAUGGAUGGGGUUAGUGUUUGUUGUUGUUGUUGUUUUAAGGCUUCCUCCAGUAACUAAUCUCCUAAUCUUACAUUGUGAUUUGGAGACAACUUUGAUUAAUUAAGGGUCUCUCCUUUGUUACAGUGUAGAAAUAGCAGUGUAAGGAAUAAAAUCUUGGGAAUUUUCCCAUAUAAAAAUGAAACAAAGGCUAAUGUAAGAUUUUUUAAAAUAAUUUUAAAGAAAUAUAAGUGGAAAAUUAACAGGAUGGCAUAAGUAUAUAUAUAUAUAGCAGUUUCUGGGAGGAGGAGACUGCCUUGCAUAGAAAUGCAUUAAAAAUUGGAAACUCCUAAAAACCACAGAGGUAGGACAUACUCAUAUUUGCAUUUACUUUAAAUAUACCCUUUUAGAUUUGUAGUCACUUUGUUAGUUUAGGGGGGAAAUUAUAGACAUAUAAAAAGUAGGAUUGAUUUCCUCUUACAAACAUGAAGGUCUGGAAAAAAACUCAAAACGAUGUGGAGGAAAGAAAGUUUUUGUCUGUGUUCUACAAUGUGUUCUACAAUGCUCUGGGCAGAGAUUUUUCUAGGCUCUCCCUAGCAUAGGAAUUUCUUGAGCCUCGGCUCUGUGCAUGCAGUACUCCUAUAUGACCCUUGACUCAUUCGCUUGCAUUUUAUCCCCAUCAAGUAAUUCUUGGUGAAUGGUUUGCUUUUCCCUGCCAGUGUCUCCAUAGAAGAAUGAGGAUGUCUAGGUUAUGUAAGAGGCCUAGGAAUGUUCGCUCCUACCAGCAGGUAUCUCUCCGAUCCCCUAGCCAUUACUGAUAAGUUAAUAGACUGAUGUUUUCUGUUGCAUCUUUCAUUAGCAUGAAUCAGCUCCCUAGUGUCUCUCUCCUGGGUGAACUGAUGAAAGAGUUUCUGGGCAAAGCCCAGACCUGGGACCAGUGUGCUGCCCUGCCCUCUCACUCCUACCCCAGAAGAUAACCAUCCACUAAGAACCCAGGGUUGUCCAACAGAAUUAUAUAUGAACCACACAUGAUGGUCACAUACAUAAUUUGAGUUUUCCGACAGCCACAUUUUUUGUUACAAAAAGUUAAAAAAGGUGAACUUAAUUUUAAGAACAUAUUUUAACUCCAUAUAUCAAAAUGUUCUAUUUCAUAUUAUCAGUUAUGAUCGAUCUAAAAGUUCUUGGCGUGUUUAUACAUUUUUUUCCUUAAUCUGCACUCAUAGCACAUCUCUCCAUGGGCCACAUCCCGAGGGCUUAGUAACCACAUGUGGCUAGCAGCUACCCUACCAGGCAGUGCCCCUCUGACCAGCUUUACCAUUAAGCAGGGAUACCCUCCUUGAAUCUGGAGAGAAUUCUUGAAUAGUUGCCAUCCAGUGAUUCUGGGGUGUUGUGUAAAAAUUGAGUGAUGUCGCUCUUUCCGCCAUCUUUCCUUGCCGCCAUAGCGGUGUGCAGGAAUGUCAUGGCAGAUGCUGUGAGGAGCAGUAACAAUGCUGGAAAGAGAGGCAGACUCCAGCUUCUUAGUAGGCUGGGCUCCAAAGUCAUCGCCCGGUUUCUCCCCGUGAUGACGAGGCCUGGUUGCAUUGGCGAAUUUGAAAUCAUUGAUGAUCACAGAGCAGGGAAAAUUUCUGUGAACCUCACAGGCAGGUUAAACAAGUGUGGAGUGAUCAGCCCGAGAUCUGAUGUACAACUGAAAGAUCUAGAAAAAUGGCAGGCUAACCUGCUCCCAUCCUGCCAUUUUGGUUUCAUUGUCCUGACAACCUCCGCAGGCAUCAUGGAUCCUGAAGGAGCAAGACGAAAACACAGAGGAGGGAAAAUCCUGGGAUUCCUUUUCUAGGGUUAUAAUACAUAUGUGCAAAUAAAAUGCCUCAGUGG